Molecule: messenger RNA, 123 nt
Organism: Parastagonospora nodorum SN15
Lineage: Eukaryota; Fungi; Ascomycota; Dothideomycetes; Pleosporales; Phaeosphaeriaceae
Exons: 2
Coding region: 1-123 (40 amino acids)
Source: RefSeq, a predicted model, not a curated record
AUGUCCCUUCCUCACACCAUGAUCGCUCGUAUGGAUAUAAUACGCAACGCCCGCAACAACGCCAACAACACCAACGAUAACAACAGUAGGAACAACAUCAAUCGUGACCCCAGAGAGCAGUAG